UGAAAGCCGGUUUCGCGGUAAUUGGACGGCAUCGAAGGAAACUUCUAAAGAGGUUAAAACAUUAAAAUGGUGGCAAACGGAGUCUCUAGAGGUCGGCCAGGCCGGACACCACAAUUCCUAACGUUAGGCCUCCUGGUUGUUAUCUGUAUUUUAGCUUUUAAUUACUGGAAUGUGUCAUCACGAAGCCGACUUCUGCAGCGACAAGUGCAAGAAAUGACGGCGACACUCGAAGAAUUGGCAAUGAAAAAGGUUCAUCUGGAGAAAAGAAGCGAAGCACUCCAAAGCCAGAUAGGAGAUGCCAACAAAGUGAACACUGUUUUAAAAACUGAAAAAGAAUCCUGUAUAAAAGAGAAAGAAGAUAUUCAGGCUUUAAAAGAAGAAGUUGGGUCACAAGCGGAAUCUUUACGGAAAGAGAAAGACCUUGCAGUAACCUCAUUGGCACAAUUUAGGAUAAAUGCCUCCAAGACUGUUGAAUUGCUCAUGGAUAUGAAAACUAAAUAUGAAACAUUAAGAACAGAACAUGAGCAGAUCCAGGAAGCAUCGCGGCGGGAAGGACAAGAAAAAGAACAGGCCAUCCAAGCCAUCCAACAAAAUGCCAAUAAUCAGUUGGAUUUAUGUAAUUCCCAGAAGCAAGAGCUCAACCGGAUCAUAAGCAACCUUCAGAAGGAGUUCUCUGUCAUGCAACAACAGAGGGUGAGUGAGGGCAACGUGUCGAAAGAUGGGGGUGGACAGCAAGUAGUUGCAGGGAAUGAUCAAGCAGCAUACAUUCAACAACAGCAACUUCUACAACAGCAACAACAACAACAGCAGCAACAAGAACAGCAACAGCAAGAACAGCAGCAGCAAUUACAGAAUCAACAAGGACUUCAACAGCAGAACGGUCUUAAUGCUCAACAACUUGCUUGGAUGCAGAGGGAACAAUAUCGUCAGCAGCAUCAAAACCAGCAACAACAGCAGCAACCGGAACAACAAGACGAACAGCAGCAACAUAUGUUGUAUAAUCAACAGUAUCAGCAACAACAACAGGAACAGAUUGAACAGCAAGCACAAGAAGAACAAAGGCAAGAAGGUGAACAACAAAUGGAAAGGCCAGGUCAGGCAGAUCCAGGCCCAGUCCAGAUGGAGGCCAACCAAGAGACCCAGAAUGAAGAGGACAAACAACCCCAGAUGUUCCCAGACCGAGAACAGCAGCUGGAGGAUCAGCAGCAGGUCCAGGGACCGGUUCCAGACCAGGGUCAGGUAGAUAGAGAAGCCAAUGUUAUAGACAAUGAUGUACAAGACCCAGGCCAAGCAAAGCAAGAAACCAAUGAACAGGAAGUUCAACAACAGGAUGAAGAAGAUAGUCAAUUGAGUGAUGUGGACGAAGAAGGAGAACAGCAGAUUGACCAAGGACAAGUACAAGCUCCUCAACCUGUAGGUAAUGAUAAAGAAGGAGAUGAAGAUCGAACCGGAGAGAGUAGUUUAUCAGAGGUUGGAAAGGUAGAAGAAGGAGAGAAUGUGAAAGGAGAGAUAGUUCUCCAGGAAGAAGACGAUGUGGUGGAAGACGACGUGGUGGACGAAGAAAGGUUGGAGGUCGGGAACAUUGACCCUGGACAGCAAGGUGAUGAAGAGAAACAAGUAAGUGAUCCAUCUUAUGACUAUUCUGAUGAUGAGGAUUCUUCCGCAAAUGAUAAUGGUGGUGGGGAAGACAGCCCAGAGGAUGACGGGCCUAACGAUGGCAAUCAAGACUAUGAGUUGGCAGAUGAAGACCAAGGAGCGAUUCCUGUAGACGACAAUGGAAAUGAGAUCCAGGAAGAUGACCCUAAUGGCAAUAUUAAAGAUGACCAAAUUGAUCAAGAAAUGGAAGAGGACUAUCAACUGGCUGACCAAGGAGGGGAUGGUGAUUUAGAUGACGAUGAAGGAAGGGGUGCGAACCACGCUGAAGCGGAUCAAGGAAUGGUACCAGAUUACCCUGAGGAUGACCAAGGAAGGGUCGGGGACUAUGAUGAGAACGACCCAGAAAGGGGGCCAGACUACGCAGAAGGUGACCAAGAAAUAGAGGAUGACAAAGGAAGGGAGCCUGACUACCCAGAGGAAGAACAAGGAAUAGAUUCUGACUAUGUCAGUGAUGAUGAGGCGGAUGGUGAACAGGAGCUUGAAGACAGAGGCAAAAGUCAAGGAGAGAGCGAUAUGGGCAACCCUGAGGCGCUAAGCAAUGAAAAUGAUGGUCAAGUGCUUGAGGAUAUCAGACAGGAAGAAGUCAGAAACUACGCCUAAACCAAAGGAAUCCAAUUGGAUCAUAAUCCCCCAAUACAGGAUAUGGGAGCUGUCAGAGUAGUUGAUGAUGGAAAGGAAUUAGAUGAAGAAGAAAGAAUACAAGAAGAAAUCGACAAUAGGAUACAAGAAGAGGAAGACCAAUACUAAAGAUUUUUCAAAUUAUAUCAUUAAUAUAUUAGGUUAUUAUUAAAUUGAUCAGGAUUAUAAUUUUGUUCAGCUACUGGCUUAUUCCUAAA
This is a messenger RNA of Lytechinus variegatus (green sea urchin), 2492 nucleotides long. RefSeq lists its product as uncharacterized. The transcript is spliced from 14 exons. Lineage: Eukaryota; Metazoa; Echinodermata; Echinoidea; Temnopleuroida; Toxopneustidae. Bases 67 to 2256 code for a protein of 729 amino acids. The record is from RefSeq and is a predicted model, not a curated record.